CUUAUCGCUUGUGAUCUCUUGUCCCGCCUCUCAUUCUCUGGCAGGUUUCUGAUUCCUCCGGUUUGGGUUUUUCUUCUUCCCUUCGUGCUUCACGUGGCUCUACAGAUGGGACUCAGGAUUGGUCAAGCUUUGGGGAUUAUCCGUCCAACAGCCAAUGGGUGCAUUCUACCCGCCCGAAUCCAAGAUGGCGGCUCUGGGGACUGGCAAGGGGACCCCGGGAAGGAGGAGGUGAAACGGUCUCGGCCGGAGGAUUCGGGCCCCAUCGCUCCGGGUUGUCCCCUCUCGCUACCGGGCCAGCGAGGGUCUCGGCCUCUGCCCGAGGCAUGGCUGCGGAAAGCAACAAGCAGUUCUGGAAACGGAGCGCGAAGCUACCGGGCAGUAUUCAGCCUGUUUAUGGAGCUCAGCAUCCUCCACUGGACCCACGGCUCACGAAAAACUUCAUCAAGGAACGCUCCAAGAUCAAUACGCUAUCUAUGAAAAAUAAGAAGGCCAGCAGUUUUCAUGAGUUUGCUCGGGACACCAGUGAUGCGUGGGAUAUUGGGGAUGAUGAAGAUGAAGAUUUCUCAUCUUUCCAAACAUUGAACUCUAAAGUGGCCAAAGCCACAGCAGCACAAGUCCUGGAAAAUCACAGCAGGCUGCGUAUGAAACCUGAGUGGCCCCAGGCAGCUCUUAGUGAUGCACCAAUCAAUUGUAAAGUCAUCAAAUCCAAUAGUGAGGCCCAGCUAUCCAGAGGACCUGAGGAUGCCUGUAUGCGCAACUCCCUCCACAAACAGCAAUCCCUCCCACUCCGACCCAUCAUUCCACUUGUCGCUCGCAUCUCUGACCAAAAUGCUUCUGGGGCUCCUCCCAUGACGGUGCGUGAGAAAACUCGCUUGGAAAAAUUCCGGCAGCUUCUGUCCAGCCAAAACACAGAUCUAGAUGAAUUGAGGAAAUGCAGCUGGCCUGGUGUCCCCAAAGAGGUUCGUCCUGUGACUUGGCGACUUUUAUCAGGUUAUCUCCCUGCCAAUAUGGAACGAAGGAAGCUGACUUUACAACGAAAACGAGAAGAGUAUUUUGGCUUCAUUGAACAGUAUUAUGACUCCAGAAACGAGGAACACCAUCAAGAUACUUAUCGGCAGAUCCAUAUAGACAUUCCACGGACAAAUCCCCUCAUCCCUCUGUUCCAGCAGCCAUUAGUUCAAGAGAUCUUUGAACGAAUCCUGUUUAUCUGGGCCAUCCGACACCCUGCCAGCGGCUACGUGCAAGGGAUUAAUGACCUGGUCACUCCAUUCUUUGUUGUGUUCCUCUCUGAAUAUGUUGAAGAGGAUGUGGAGAACUUUGAUGUAACAAACCUGUCUCAAGAUGUGCAUCGAAGCAUCGAAGCUGACAGCUUUUGGUGUAUGAGCAAACUGCUGGAUGGGAUCCAGGACAAUUACACAUUUGCACAACCAGGGAUCCAAAAAAAAGUCAAAGCACUGGAGGAACUGGUCAGUCGUAUUGAUGAGCAGGUACACAGUCACUUUAGGAAGUAUGAAGUGGAGUACUUGCAGUUUGCCUUUCGCUGGAUGAACAAUCUCCUGAUGAGGGAGCUUCCUCUUCGCUGCACCAUUCGUCUUUGGGACACUUAUCAGUCGGAGCCUGAAGGAUUCUCUCAUUUCCAUUUAUACGUCUGUGCUGCAUUCUUGAUUAAAUGGCGGAAAGAGAUUUUGGAUGAAGAGGACUUCCAGGGUCUUCUAAUGUUAUUACAAAAUCUACCCACCAUACACUGGGGCAAUGAAGAGAUUGGACUCCUCCUUGCUGAAGCCUACAGACUAAAGUACAUGUUUGCAGAUGCUCCCAAUCACUAUCGUCGAUAGGUAGUAGAGUUUCUGCCUUUGCUUCUCAUUGUGCUGGCACAGUUUCGAUCACUGUGGCAUUCGAUCACCUAAGCCCUCGGACACACUGACCAGGAGCCCAAUCUUUGCUGUAAAAAAAAGCUCCCAUCAGACUUCUGCCUUCACUUUUGUGUGUGCCUGCCUGCCACUCCAUGUGUGGACGUGCCACUCCAGAAACGAUUAGUGUCCUGCUGUGAUGGUGGCCUGAGCUUGGAUGGAAGUGAAAUGAAUAAACAGAACUUCUGAAUGCCCUCCAAGUUUCAGCCUAGAUAGUCUUACGUCUUGCAGCCUCUUGUUAACCUGCUAAGCACAGACAAACUCAUGCAAUUCCUCUUUGGCCUGUUUCUUUUUUUCUUGUUUCCCUCUGUUUCUUCUUCGGCGGUUGUUUAAACUCCCCAAUGAAGAUGCCUUACAAAGAGUCCUGCCCAAGAGAAGGCAGUGCUGUUGAACACAAGACACUCUCAGGCCUUAGCUUCACUCUGCAUGUCUGAAGAAAUGAGGCAUUUCAGGCAUUAACAAAAGACAUAUAUACUUCCAUGUGCAUGCUGCCACAUUCCUCUUGUGCAGCAUCUCUGUGGGAUGGCGCGCACACAUUGAAAAGGCUGUUUAGUUCAUGCACAAUUCAGAAAAUGCAAGUGAAUAAAACAGAGCUCCACUUGUGGUUGUUGGACUGCCUAACUUGGUAUGUGCACUGAACGUUUGGGGGGGUGGGGAGCUGUGCUUUCCCCCCCUUCUUUUUUUAGGAAAAAAAAUCCUUUCUGUGACAAUGACACUCCUGUAAGGCAUUAUAUGUAAAUUGUGUUCUUGUGUAUAUGGGUAAAGGUUGUACAAUAUAAGUCUUCUGUUUGUAGCAGAUAUGAUUUUAUAUUUAUAGUCUGCCUCUGGCAUACAAACGCUGCCUAGGUUACAAAUAGCAAUGGGCCUCCUGCUUCCUCUGUCCAUCAGGUUUUGAAGCUGUCAACACAUCUGCACUAGCACAUUUAUUCUUCCCCAGAAUGCACAUUUCGUUUUUAUCAGAAAACAAAAAUUGACUCCAAAGCAGAGUGAUAUUGCAUGACCUCCAGUGCCAAGGAAUUUGAGGUUCUGAAGAUUUUAAAAACUUGCUGCUGAACCAUGAAUUUCAUGGAAUUUUUUUCUGCAGGAUGCUUGCACUUCCCGAACAGCACUUGAGCUUGCCCCUGUGGAAAGUUCUCCUCCAGCUGUGGCAAAGCACAUUGCUAUGGCCAUGUCUUUGACAAGUUUUGUGUCCUAUCCUGUGUCUUCUGGAUGUUUAUAAAGCUCAGCUAUAUCCACCCUUUCUCCAGGCAGAGACCUCUUCAAAGCUUCAAGGCUCCAGCCUCUUCUGGGGAGACAGCAGCUUUAAUACCAAGCCCACUUUUUCUCCUCUCCAUUAUUGCAGUGUGGUUUCCAGUGAAAAAAAGGAAUUAUACAUUUUAAUUGACUGGUUAAUGCAGGCAGCAGUACAAUCUCAUUAGUGCCAAGCUUUGACCUCUCAGAUCACAGUUGUUUCCAUAAGCCGAAUUCUUCAGAUUGUGCCGGGAUGACUUCGGCUUGUCUCAUCAAACUUCCAACUGCAUCCACCUCAUUUUGUUUUUCUUCUUGGAGUUGAAAAAGGAAAAGCAAUCUCCUGGGUUUUUUGUUUUUGUUCAGUGUUGUGGGGGGAAUAUUUUGAGGCAGAAGGACACAAGACCCUGGCCAUAAUUCUGACACCAAGCAGUGUUUCUCAAGUUGCUUUCCAAACCGGGAAUUGUAUUUUUCAGGCAUUGACUGGAUUUUCCUUUGUAAGUGUGUAUGUGUGAAUUUGUGGUUUCCAUUCAGACAACAACCUGGUGGUCAUUAGUUUAAUAUGACUGAUUAAAAAA
This is a messenger RNA of Notechis scutatus (mainland tiger snake), 3715 nucleotides long. Lineage: Eukaryota; Metazoa; Chordata; Lepidosauria; Squamata; Elapidae. The record is from RefSeq and is a predicted model, not a curated record.